AUGCCCGAACAAGUCGAGGAAAGUAUCGAUUUGUUGAACGUGGCACGUCGUAUGCAUGGAAUGGAACGAGCGCAUGCGAUUGCACAACGAGGAGAAUCGAGUUCGACGGCUCCAAUGUAUCAAAUAAUCAAAGGAUAUGGGACAGCAAAGACGAUUUUCGACUUUCCAGAAUUGAUUCUUGACAAAAUCUUUUCGUAUUUCACUUAUGAUGAACUCGCAAAAAUCCGAGGGGUCAGUCGCAUUUUCAAUUGCUACGUGAAGGAGGAAUUGAACAAAGGAUUUGAGAAGUUGGGAAAAAUUCUAGAGACAAACAAACAAAAUGUGAAGAAAGGAUUGCCGAAAAGAGAAUCGCAAAGAAAACGGCAUCGUCUAACGAAAAUCAACGAGAUAUAUACGGCAAUGGACACGAGAUAUUCGCUUCUCGAUUUGACUUUCAAAAAAUACAUGACUCACACUCAUCCGAGACUCAACAUUUGCUUCAUUCCGGGACGAGUCAUCGAUGAAUUUAACCGAGUUCUCGAUAUUUUGCAAAAAUGUAUUGAUAAUGGUGGAGAAUUUACUGGCGAUGUCACUGAGCUUCUCAAGGAAGUUCGCGAUUUGUCGAGUAUGGCAAUGGAAUAUUUCGAGGAAACGAUUCUGCCGAUAUUGGAUGAGCGCGCUGAACGCGAGGGAAUUUCGUCGUAUGUUUAUGAUUCGAUAACGACGUACUCGAAGAAGAAACCAUGGAGAGUUCGACGAGAUCCUCAUGAAUUGGGUUUGCCGCCGAAUGCUCAAUACGACAGAAUAGUUGCUAAUUCGCCAUUGGCGAAAGAUCUGCCGAAAUCGAUGCAGGACAAAAUUGAGGCUCAGCAGAAGAAGAUCGAUUCACAGACUGAGGAAAUUCGCUUGCUGAAAGAUGCCGUUUCGAGCCUUUUCACCUUCAUGCAGCAGAGCUUCCCAGAGCAUCGAAGUCGUUUGCGCCGCUUCAUGGUGGACAGUCCGUUACUCUUGAGUGCCGCGGCGAAUCAAUUUGCAUCCAAUAAAGAUGAAGCUGGACCAUCGGAAUCACGAAAGCGAGUGUUCGAUGAUUUCGGCGAUGAACCAUUAAUGAAAAAAAGAACAUAA
Molecule: messenger RNA, 1104 nt
Organism: Caenorhabditis bovis
Lineage: Eukaryota; Metazoa; Nematoda; Chromadorea; Rhabditida; Rhabditidae
Source: the annotation of a GenBank genome assembly